Ipomoea nil (Japanese morning glory) is the source of this 1058-nucleotide messenger RNA. Its product is annotated as ethylene-responsive transcription factor RAP2-11-like. Gene Ontology annotation, biological process: regulation of DNA-templated transcription. The transcript has 2 exons. Gene Ontology annotation, molecular function: DNA binding; DNA-binding transcription factor activity. The record is from RefSeq and is a predicted model, not a curated record. The coding region runs from base 144 to 935 and encodes 263 amino acids. NCBI's taxonomy places the organism in Eukaryota, Viridiplantae, Streptophyta, Magnoliopsida, Solanales, Convolvulaceae.
CUAACUAUGUUACCAAACAGACCUAUAUAUACAACUCCCAACAUAUAUAAAUACACCCUCAAAUCUCAAUUAUAUACUCCAACAACUCUUCUCUUCUUCACUUGCUCAACUCAGUGAUCAUAUCAUACAUUGCUGUCAAUAUAAUGGAAAUUCACUUCCAGCAGCAACAUGAAGAUGAGAUUUUCUCAUCAUUACAGAAAGUAACCAAAUCCAUCGAAAGCGGGUGGAACAAACAACGCCACGGCAAGAACAAGGGCAAGAAGAAAUUUGUUGGGGUGAGGCAGAGGGCUUCGGGGAGAUGGGUGGCGGAGAUCAAAGACACGACACAGAAGAUCAGGAUGUGGCUAGGGACUUAUGACAGCGCAGAAGAAGCUGCACGCGCCUAUGAUGAGGCUGCCUUCCUUCUCCGCGCUUCAAGAAGCACUCGCACAAACUUUGAAACCAUUGCCCCACCAGACUCGGACUCUCCUUUGGCCUCCAGGAUCAGAAGCCUUCUUAGCAGCAAGAAGAGUAGUGCAAAGCUGCAGAGAAUUGGACAGUUUUCUUCCUCCUCCUCCUCUACAACAGCAGCUACAGAAAAUCAAGACACAAAAAUUUCAUCAUCAGAUGAGGCUUUGGACUUUGGCUAUGAUGAUGAGAUUCGAGAAAGCGAUCAUAACACUUACAAACCUGAUGCUACUUCUUCUUCUAUGAGUUUGCUGCAGUCAUGGAGUUUUGAACAAGGACUGGAAUUUGCUCAACAAAUGAUUGAUAUACCCAAUACAGAAGGUGAAGUAAUAGUGGGAUUCUCAGAAUUUGAAAGAAUGAAAGUUGAAAGAUCAAUUUCAGCUUCUCUAUAUGCAGUGCACGGUGUGCACGAGUAUAUGCAAGCUAUGGCUAUCAAUCAUCCCUCCCAAACCCAAACUCUUUGGGAUCUCCCACCUUUCUUCUCCUAAACUUAUAUUAUUUCACUAUCACUUUCUACUUAGCUUCUCUUGUUUAAAACACCUCAAGAAACAUUAUCUGUACUACUUUACAAUUGGUUCUUAUAUGUAAACAAAAACAAACUUCAGUGACAA